AUGGAUGUCUCAAUGUUGCAAUCACCGCAGAAGCGCUCGAGAAGCAUACAAAAGUUGGCUGUUUGGAAAGGAGAUGUCAAAGAACACAAAGAGAUAUUUGACAUGCUUAAUCAACAAAAAAAGAAGCGAAAAGUAGAAGUCGUUCCCUACGAACACCUGGACGAGCUGGACUCUGAUUGGAGCGAAUACACUUUCUUCUGUGGGGAUUUCACUUCCGAUCUGUUUCACACACUAACAAAAACUCAAGAUUCGGGUGCCAGUGCACAUCUUAUUGUGGGACCCGCUGUUUUAAAACAUAAAUUACAGACCACACAGGAUUUUAUGUUAUUGCGUCCGUGUCGACCUCUCUAUUGUGAAUUGAUGAAAAACGUGACGAUGAAGUUGUCAACGGAAGUAUUGAACAAAAGAGAGCUUGUAGAAAUGGUUCAUUUUAUGGGUGGGAGCGUCCGAAAAGAUACUGUGCAACGAACAAAUGUUUUUAUCGCGGCAAAAGUUGAGGGAAAAGUUCAGUCGAUGACACUGGUUGGAGUCCCGACAUUGCGAGCUGAUUGGAUCACAGAGUGCUGGAAGAAACGAGACGAUCCCUAUUUCGAUGUUUUUGAACAAGAUUUUAUUGAUAAGCAUCGCCUCGGUGUUUUCGAAGGUCUCAGCCUAUACUUCCAUGGUUUCAAAAAGAAUGAGAUCGACGAUAUGAUGAUGAAUUUGAACAAUACAAAGGGAGCACUUGCUGAUGAUCCGUCAAAAGCUACUCACGUAGUUUAUAAUCCAAUAAAUGACGACAUCGAACCACUACCGGUUUCAUCAAAUCAAGUACACGUUACUCAGGAGUGGUUCUGGGUAAGCUUGCAUCGAGGUUGCUGUGCGUUCGAAGACAAUUUUGCACUUCCAACUGGAACUCUUCGCCGGAAACCACUUGAUAACAGUAACAUCAACAGUCCAAUCGGAAAAUCUCUCCGUUCACACAAUUCGAGAUCUUUGUCAUCGAUGCGAGACUGCAGUGGAGAGGGACCGUCUUUGAACAUGACGCCUGACUACAUAUACUCAAACGAUGAUGUUGAAAACAUGUGCAAGUCACCACGUCAGCCCUCGAAAAGACUACGAGUAUGCAUGGAAAUGGUGGAGACAGAGAAAAACUAUGUGGUUCUGUUGAAGCUUGUUGUCAAGUUCAAACAAGCACUAGAAACGGAGAUUUCGCAGAAUGAGUUCAUGACAAAAUCAGACGUUGCGAUGAUCUUUGGAAAGUUGGACCCCAUUCUCGAGCUUCACGAGAAAAUUUACGCGAGGCUGACUACUGUUUUGAACGAGGCAAACAAUCUUCUCUCUGUUGUAAAUGGCAAAAAGAACGAUGACAAAAGCCUCGACUUUGCUCAAGUUUGGAUUGAUGCGAAAGAAGAGAUGAAAAAAGCAUAUCCACAAUAUCUGAACUCGUUUGAUACCAUCAAACGAUUGUUCGAUAAACAGGACAAAGAGAACUCGAAGUUUCACACUUUUUGUAAAGCGAAAGAAAGUAAUCCGGAGUUCCAUAGAUUGAAGCUGACUGAUUUAAUGGUCAAACCGAUACAACGUCUUCCGAGUGUCGUUCUUCUUCUCAAGGAGAUAGCUAAGAAAUCUGACUCGAAGCUGAAGCAUACAGCUGAAGAGGCAGCGAAGGCCAUCGAUGAGGUCUUAAAGAUCGCAAACAAAACUCGUGAAAAGAACGACAACCUCAUCUCACACUUGAGUAAAUUCACAGACAUCGAGAAUGUUCCGCCGAUCCUAGUUGCCGCCAACAGAAUGUUCAUUCGUGAGCUCGUCGUGUCUCCAAUAGCCAGCACAUCAUCGCGACUGAGCCAAUUUUCUAAAAUGAAGCUCUUUCUGUUUCAUGAUGUGCUAGUUAUUACCAAAGUUCGAAGUGAGAAGAAUACAAUGCAGAGGCUCGCCAGACAUGCAUCAUUUGCCAGUCUUCAUGCCAGACAAAGACGACCAUAUAAAUACAUCGAUCAAAUCCAACUGAUAACAAUGCGCAGUGCAUUUCGAAUUCGAGCACCAGAAGAUGUCUCUAAAUUCCUAGAAGCACAAAGUCAUGUUCAUGGUACAAAACCAAGAGACGUAUUUGUGUGGUGUUUAAUUCAUCGUGAUGAGCAGGGAGGUGAUACCGAAACUGUUUUCGAAUCGCCUGACAGUGAAGAAGUCCGAGAUUUCCUCGACGAAAUUCAUGUGAAAAUUAUGAGCAAUUGCGGAAGAUACUUCUUCCUGCCUGACCCUGUCGAAGUCAAUGAGCUCAACGAUGCCCAGGUGGUUGACCUAACAAAUCGAUAUUUUAGAAAUCUUUGUGGAUCGAAACCUCAGAACGGACACGGCAGUCAAAUGAACAUUACGGAAUGGUCGCACAACGAUACGAUUAUGGGACCACCACAAUCACAGAGCCGAAUGCGAAGAGCGUUCAGUAACGCUCAGCUAACUAUAACCAGCACUCUUGGUUUUGGCAGAAAUCCGAGCCGGAAUAAUUUAGCACGAAUCAGCGAAAAUUCAUCUUUCAUGGCUUCACCUAGAGUUUCUUGUGAUCCAGCUGCUUUGGCCAACAUGACAUCUGUCGGAAUGCCUGGAUGCAACAGUGAAUCCGAGUCAACUCCAAAACGUGGACUCCGCGCUCGACUCACUUCGGCUACAUUCAAUCGAACUGGAGCUCUUGGGAGAAACACAUCCAUGCGAAGACAGACACACGGCUUCUCUCAUUCGGAAAAGGAACCGUCUCGCUCAAGAACUUCAUCCCAUCUCGACCUGUAG
This is a messenger RNA of Caenorhabditis remanei, 2766 nucleotides long. RefSeq lists its product as uncharacterized. Gene Ontology annotation, cellular component: nucleus; cell cortex. Bases 1 to 2766 code for a protein of 921 amino acids. Gene Ontology annotation, molecular function: guanyl-nucleotide exchange factor activity; GTPase activator activity. The record is from RefSeq and is a predicted model, not a curated record. The transcript is spliced from 16 exons. Gene Ontology annotation, biological process: regulation of cytokinesis, actomyosin contractile ring assembly; nervous system development; mitotic cytokinesis. Lineage: Eukaryota; Metazoa; Nematoda; Chromadorea; Rhabditida; Rhabditidae.